Didymodactylos carnosus is the source of this 1032-nucleotide messenger RNA. The record is from the annotation of a GenBank genome assembly. NCBI's taxonomy places the organism in Eukaryota, Metazoa, Rotifera, Eurotatoria, Philodinida, Philodinidae.
AUGUUUUUUCGUCCGAAUUGUAUUAUAAUGCAUUCUCGUGCUUAUCUUCUUAUUAAACGUGAUUUAUUACUAUUAGAAUCAUAUCCAAUAAAUGGUAUUGAACUUGAAAAAACUAAGAGUGAGAAUUGUUUUGAUGUAACAUUAAAUAUUCGUCCAAAUAGACAUUCAUUAUGGUCUGGUUGUAUAUUUCGUGUUCAAUUAUUGUUCAAUGCUACAUAUAAUUUUCAACCACCAUUAAUUCAAUUUGAAUCAUUUAUUCCUUAUCAUCCAAAUAUUGAUCCUAUUACUGGACGUGCUAAACUUUCAUGUAUUGAGAAAUGGAAUUCUCAUUACACAUUAAUAUCAUUAUUAGAUGAAUUAGUAAAUAUAUUUAUCGUACCAAAUGAACAUACAGUUAUAAAUUCAGAUGCCAUGCGAAUGUUAAAACAUCGUCCGGACGAUUAUCAUUUGAUUAUAGAAGAUUGCAUACAAAAAAGUCAGUUAUUUCAAUCGACAGAUGACAAAAGACUAAACAAUACCGCAAUGCACUCAUUGGAUUCUACUAAAGACAAUAACAAUGUGAUAGCGAAAAAAUUUCAUUAUCGUUCUCAUGUGACAAUGACAAGACCUCACAGCCAUCAGCAUAAAAUAUCAUUUGAAGAUUAUUAUAAUACAUGGAAAGGUAUCGCUACAUCAAAAUCAAAAAUUAAUGAUGAAAAUCCUUUAUUAACAACAAUGAGUUUACAUCCAAAAUUACAAGCACAACAUCUUGCUUUAAGACCAUGGGAAUUAGCUCGACAACUAGAUGAACGAGCAUUACAAUUUGAUCGUUUAAAAUAUGGAAAUUUAACAGAUCAAAAAUCAAAAAAACUAAAACAAUUAAAAUAUAAAAAACAAUCAUAUUUAACCCAUGAAUCGUUGAAUUCUCUUCAUCAACGACCAACAACAGCAAAGGAACAAGGAAAUGAAUAUCAUAUUAAUGAUAAUAUUGAUAAGAAGAAUAAGGAAGUAACAGAACUAAUUGAGUGGACGGAAGGUUUAUCGGACGAAUAA